This is a messenger RNA of Drechmeria coniospora, 3567 nucleotides long. RefSeq names its product inositol pyrophosphate synthase. The record is from RefSeq and is a predicted model, not a curated record. NCBI's taxonomy places the organism in Eukaryota, Fungi, Ascomycota, Sordariomycetes, Hypocreales, Ophiocordycipitaceae. Gene Ontology annotation, biological process: inositol phosphate biosynthetic process; inositol metabolic process. Gene Ontology annotation, molecular function: inositol hexakisphosphate kinase activity; diphosphoinositol pentakisphosphate kinase activity; 5-diphosphoinositol pentakisphosphate 1-kinase activity. Bases 1 to 3567 code for a protein of 1188 amino acids. The transcript has a single exon. Gene Ontology annotation, cellular component: cytosol.
AUGCAAAAGAUCCUGUGGGACCGGCGCGUCUGUCUUCGCCUGCUCGACAAGAUUCAAGUUCGCACGCCGAAGCGACUCGAAGUCAACCGAGACGGAGGACCACAAGUCCUAACGCCCGAAAUAGCGAAGCAUAUCAAGGAUGUGUCUGGCAUCGCCCUGGAACCAGUCGAUGCUGAAAACCAGGUGCCCCCAAGGCGUGUCGAGCUGAUCGACAAUGGCGACGUUCUCAGCGUCGACGGCGCGCUGCUGAGAAAGCCGUUUGUAGAGAAGCCGACGAGCGGCGAGGAUCACAACAUCAUCAUCUACUUUCCCAGCAGCGAGGGUGGUGGUGCGAGGAAGCUUUUCCGCAAGAUCGGAAACAAAAGCUCCGACUACAUCGCCGACCUCAACGUCCCAAGGGCCAUCACCGAACCUGGCAGCAGCUAUGUGUACGAGAGCUUCAUGCAAGUCGACAACGCCGAAGAUGUCAAGGCAUACACGGUCGGUCCGCAUUACUGCCACGCCGAGACUCGAAAGUCCCCAGUCGUCGACGGUAUUGUGAGGCGGAACACGCACGGGAAGGAGCUGCGCUACGUCACCGCCCUGAGCCCAGAGGAGAAGGGGGUGGCGGCUAGGAUAUCGACGACGUUCGGUCAACGAGUCUGCGGCUUCGACCUGUUACGCGCAUCCGGCAAGAGCUACGUCAUAGACGUCAACGGAUGGAGCUUCGUCAAGGACAACGACGAUUACUACGAUCACUGCGCCAACAUUCUCAAGGACAUCUUUGUCAAGGACAGGUUGCGCCGCGGCGGUGUUACGCCUCCGAUGCCAUCUCCCGCCGCGACCGCCGCUGACAUUGACCCGCUUGCACGGGCGACCCAAGCCGUCAAGGGAAAGGAACGUGAGCAGCAAGCUGCGACGGCACCUCCGGCUGCCGCCAGGGCAGCCAACGGUGGCCACGGUACGCCACCCGGCGUGGAGCAGCAGCACAGGGACUCUGCCGGCGCGGUCCAGAGCGAGGCAGCGUCUUUCCAUACCAGCAGUGCCAUGAGCUCGAUGGCCCAGAGCUCCGCGACGAGCCCUACGCUGCCCCCGCCACCUCCGGACCUGACGUUGCCCAGCUGGUCCGCUGCGCCGUCCCCGACCAAGGCGACGACGCCGACCAAGGCAACUUCUCAGCCGCAGGGCGACGACCAGGGCACGGCACCGCCGCCGCCGCCACCUCCCAAGCACGCGUGGAAGCUCAAGGGUAUGGUGUCUGUGAUACGACAUGCCGAUCGCACGCCGAAGCAAAAGUACAAGUUCACCUUCCACACGGAACCGUUCAUCGAGCUCCUUAAGGGACAUCAAGAAGAGGUUCUCCUCAUCGGCGAGGCGGCGCUCGGAAGCGUCAUGCAGGCUGUCGACGUCGCGUACGAGGCGGGUGUGGAAGAUCGAGCCAAGCUCAGGCAACUCCGCAACGUUCUCGUCAGGAAGGGCAGCUGGGCCGGAACCAAGGUCCAGAUCAAGCCGAUGUUUCGAAAGAAGAAGACGCGAGGGAUGGCGACCAUGAAGGAGGUGCCGGACGUGGAGGAUGAGAACGGGGAAGGGGCGGUUCAGAGCAACUUUGGCGAAUGCCCCGGCCAUGAAUCCGACGUGCCGCCCGGCUCCAAGGGACGCGACUCGUUGUCCGGGGUCACCAUGUCCAAGUUCACGGCGGCCGAGGAGCGGCUCGUGCUCGACAAGCUGCAGCUCGUCAUCAAAUGGGGUGGCGAGCCGACGCACUCGGCGCGGUACCAGUCGCAGGAGCUCGGCGAGAACAUGCGCAACGACCUGAUGCUGCUCAACAGGGACAUCCUCGACGACGUCAACGUCUUCAGCAGCUCCGAGCGUCGUGUCACGGCCAGCGCGCAGAUUUGGGCCGCCUCCUUCCUGGGUAGAAAGGAGAUUCCAGAAGACUUCAUCACGAUCCGCAAGGAUCUCCUGGACGACUCCAACGCGGCGAAGGACGAGACGGACAAGGUUAAGAAAAAGCUCAAAGGUCUUCUCCGCAAGGGCAACGAGCGUCCGGCGCAGUUUGCCUGGCCCGAGAACAUGCCGGAGCCGUCCGAGGUGCAGACUCGGGUGGUGCAGCUGAUGAACUUUCACCGGCGCGUGAUGCAGUACAACUACGGCAAGCUCUACAGCGGGGCGGCGACCUCGUUGAGCUCCAUCUCGAACCCGAGCACGGAGAAGCUCUCGGGAGACAGCUCGGCGACGUCGAUCUCGUCGGCGCUAUCGCACGCCAACGCGAUCAACAACAUCCAGUCUCGAUGGUGUAGCGGCGAAGACGCCGAGCUGUUCCGCGAAAGAUGGGAGAAACUCUUUGCCGAGUUUUGCGACGGCGAGAAGGUGGACCCGAGCAAGAUAUCGGAGCUGUACGACACCAUGAAGUUUGAUGCCCUCCACAACCGCCAGUUCCUGGAGUGGGUCUUCACGCCGCCGAAGAGCAUGCUCGACGAGGAGUACGGGGUGAGGGAAGGGAAGUCGGAGGAAGGGCGUGCCGAGGAGGCAAAGUCGGACAAGGGCCAGGCUCAGGGUCGAAACACGUCUCCGGACGGAUCCGACAAGACGGAUUCGUUGACCCGCGGAACGACGGUCAGGAAGCUCUUCCGACGACGUUCGUUCCUCAACGGGCUGCGGCAUCUCAACGAGGAAGGUCCGCCAGAGAAGUACUUUCGACUGUACAAGGGCACGCACCAGGCGUCGUCGACGAAAUCCGACCCGAGGGACGACCCGCUGCAGGAGCUCUACCGGCUCGCCAAGGUGCUCUUCGACUUCAUCUGCCCGCAAGAGUACGGCAUUUCGGACAGCGAAAAGCUCGAGAUUGGCCUCCUGACGUCGCUGCCGCUGCUCAAGGAGAUUGUGCAGGACCUCGAGGAGACGCAGGCGUCGAAGGAUGCCAAGUCCUUCUUCUACUUUACCAAGGAGUCGCACAUCUACACGCUGCUCAACUGCAUCAUCGAAGGCGGGGUCGAGACGAAGAUCAAGCGGAGCACAAUUCCCGAGCUCGACUACCUCUCGCAGAUUUGCUUCGAGCUGUACGAGUCGGAGCUGAAGGCUCCGGCGGGGGCGGACGGUGUCGCCGGCGGCGAGCCGACGUUCACGUACAGCAUCCGCAUCACCAUCAGCCCGGGGUGCCACGUCUUCGAUCCGCUGCACGUCCAGCUCGACAGCCGGCACUGCAUCGGAUGCGCGCCGCGACGCAGCUUGACGGCCCACAUCGACUGGCUGCAAGUCAUCAAGACGCUGCGCGCCAAGUUUAACCAGUACGUGCCCCCUGCUCACCACCCAGCCUCCCUCCCGUCCCUCGCUCGCCGUGCGUUGCUGACGCCGUUGCACAGAGUCAAGCUGCCGAAGACAUUCCUCGCCGUCAACCUCUCGGACGCGUUCACGUUUGAGGAGCAGGAGCGGCUCGCGCACGACAGCGACAUGCUCGAGAUGAAGUCGAUGCCGGCCAAGGAUCACGCGUCCGUCGCACACGAAGCAGCCGAGGAUGCAGAUGCCACCCCUACCGGCGACGGGUUCGACGGCGCAGCGUUUGACCCGAGCUCCCGCAACGGGUCUUGA